Messenger RNA from Lachancea fermentati, 2022 nucleotides. NCBI's taxonomy places the organism in Eukaryota, Fungi, Ascomycota, Saccharomycetes, Saccharomycetales, Saccharomycetaceae. The record is from the annotation of a GenBank genome assembly.
AUGGGCAUUUGGAAUCAAGUUCAAUUGAUCGUGAGACACACUGCUCAUUCUUUCAGAAGGAAGAGAUUUAGUCUCAGGUUCACGCUAGCAGCGGUCUUGAUGAUCAUAAUUUUAAUCGUGGGAUAUCAUGCCUCCUCAAGCUUUGCUGAUUAUGGGGGAUUACCAAAUCCCCUCAAUACAAGUGAUGGGAGUCAAUCUAGUACUGAUACCAAGGAACUUCCAACCGAAGCUGAGCAGUCUCCUAGUUUAGGAUCAUCACAAAGUGAAAGUCAAGCAACUACUUCAAGAGAUGAACAUCUGACUGAAAUGAUCAAGCUUGUGAUGGACCAGAUCAAGAAACACUCUCCAGAUGUUAAGCUUGACAGUGAAAAAAAAUCCGAGUGUCGGAUAGGCGAUAUUGGAACUACUGAUACAGAUAAAUUUGAUAGAUUAACCGAAAAGGAGCUAUCUAAAUGCUUGACCAUUCCAGAAACUGUGAAGAAAGAGCUAAAAGAUCAACAUACAAAGUAUAUCAACGCGUUAAGAGGAGAAACUAUACCUAAAUUUGAUGAGAACGUGUACGAGGGAGAAGGUAUCGUAAUUGCGGCAGGCGGCAAAUUCACUUUGAUGGCUAUGCCUGCUAUCAAAGCUAUAAGAAUGAAUGCAAAUAAAGACAUUCCAAUUGAGAUAAUGAUCCCUCCCGAAGAUAGUGAAGAGAGUGAAUUCUGUCACAAUGUUUUGCCAAAACUGGAUCCCUCGGGGUUAACAAAAUGUGUUUUCAUGGACAAGUUCUUCGACCAGGAAACUCUCGAUAAUGUCCAAGGGUAUCAACUCAAAGCCUUGGCAUUAUUGGCAUCGAGCUUUGAGAAGGCUUUGCUUCUGGAUGCUGAUAAUUAUGUUGUUAAUUCCAUUGAAGGUAUAUUUGAUUCCGAUGUAUUUCACGAGAGAGGUUUGAUUCUCUGGCCUGACUACUGGAGACGUCUGCAUCAUCCUGAUACAUAUGAUAUUGUUGGUAUUGAUAUUAACAGAGAUAAACAAAUCAGAUAUUCAGUCGAUGAUUUUUCACCUUCCGAGAUUUUUGCGAACAUUCCCAUAACCGAAGCAUCAUUUCACGACUUGGAAGGGACCCUUCCCGAUGGAGGUACAGAGUCAGGACAACUAUUAGUUGAUAAAUCAAAGCAUCUCGAUUCUAUCAUUCUUGCUUUAUAUUACAACUAUAAUGGACCCAAGUGUUACUAUCGCCUUCUCGGUCAAGGCUUUGCUGGUGAAGGUGAUAAAGAUACAUUUGCAUUGGCUGCCUAUGCUCUAUCUGCUAAAGGAGAUCAAAGAAGCUUUUACCAGGUGAAGUCUCCCGUUAAUGCCAUGGGUCAUUGGGCCACUCAAGAUGACGAAAUUAGGCUUUUUAAUGAUUCUAUUCAAGACAAACAGUUUCGCGGAGUUGCAAUGAUACAGCAUGAUUAUGUCGAGGACUAUGAACUUUUGAGACUUGCUCAAAGCACCAGAAAUGCAGAUUUUACCGAGCGACUUGCCUCUUUCGAAGAGGAAUGGAAGAAAGAGCAUAACGAUGCUCACGAUCUGGGCGAUGCUAAAAUUGACUUCUAUAAGCAAUAUUUCAAAAAUGAUUACAGCAUUCAAAGUGCUAUGGAAUUCUUCAGAAGUUCAAAAGUUUCUUUUGUGCACUCGCACUUGCCCAAGUACGAACCCUGGAGUUGGGCUGAAUCAGGUGACAUGAUGUUCGAUGGCAAGAAGGCGUAUAAAAAUCACAAGGAUGACAAAAACUAUACUCCAAGUGGCAAAGGGCACUAUAGAAUGUACAGCGAUAACUUCAAUGAAUUGACCAACUAUGACCUAGAGCUUGCUAACUUCGAAUGCUUUCGCGACUACAUUUGCGGAAGCUCUGAUGGGUACAAAAACUUUAGCUACCUCUUAAAACAAGUUGCAAAAAGCGAGGACGGUUCUGAGAAACUUGAAUAUAUGUGUGAUUAUAUUAAAGAAAGGGUCUCAGAUUUGUCGAAAAGUACAUGGUCUGGUAGUGUACAUUAA